AUGACCAUCCAUCGUCUGGCCAACCGGCUUUGGAGGUACCGUGUUACGGGUCUCAUGCUGACCUUGGGGGUGACCUGUCUGCUCAUAUUUGUUGGUACUUUUUUGCUGCAACACUCAGGGUAAGUGACCACCAACGGCACAAUCUACUAUAGGUUUGAAUAACUUCAUUUUUGAGUCUGUGCAGGAAAAAUUGUCUAAAGCAGCUGGAAGGCCUCGUGUCUGUUUCACGCCUACAUUUUGUUUCCCUGAAUCCUUGUAUUUCCUUUUUUUUCCAAAGCUGUUAUGGUCGACAGAGAGACUGGAAUACGAACGUAGUGAAGGACAGAGCGCAACCAGCAGCAAAUCCUGGCUCCUCAAGACAUGACAAUCCACAUCAAGAGCGCAGACGAAGAAGUGGCUUUCAACCCUGGAAUGACCAGGCUCCAAAAGACGUACAUUUUCAUAAUAUCAUAAAGCCGAGAACACAAACUCCUCCGGUUGUUUUUCUCAAAACUCACAAAACAGGCAGUAGCACCGUUCAAAAUCUGCUGUUUCGAAUGGGAGAGAGGGACAGAGCCACGUUUGCUUUUCCCCGCCACACCUACCACUUCAACUACCCAGAGAGGUACAGAGCUUUGACUACUUUAACUAUAUCAUUUAAAAGGUGGCCAUUUUCACCAGGAGCUCCAAUGUGGAUAUCACCUGCUGUGAUGCUGCUUAAAAGUCUUAAAAAUAGGGAAUAUUAAAAAAUCGGAAUUUCAUGAAUUCAAAGACAUAAGUAUAGAUAGUACAAAAUGACUUAAGUGGAUAUGUAGAUGAAUAUGGGGCCAUUUGAUUAUCACCAGCAGAUGCAAGAUAACCUGUUAAUACCUAACUGAAAAACCCAGUAUGAUACUAGCAGCUUGUAACUAAUCUCUUGUUAUCAAACUUUUAAUAGAUGGAUUUUCUACAUCUGAGUCAUGAACCAAUGCACAGCAGUCGACAAGACCAUUGAAACAAACUUCCCAGUUUGCAUAACAUGAUGGAGAAAAAUGGCUGCCUCUUGAAUUUACUCAAUUGCUUUGCUAAACAAACCCUAAAUCAUAAUAAUUUUGCUCACUAUUGUUUAUCGUCCUUGUCCUCUUUUCAGCUUCAGUGCUAAAUUUGUGGACGAGUUGCCUGAUGGAUCCUCACAGUACGACCUGCUUUGUAGCAACAUGCGUCUGGAUGUUGGACAGCUGAAACAAGUCAUGCCAGAAGAUGCCAUCUACAUCACCAUCCUUCGUGAACCCUUGCGGACAUUUGAGUCCAUUUUCUCCUACUACUCCUCAACCAUCCCUGCUUUUAUACUGGCUAAAAAGGUAGCACAGCAAACGGGGCACAAGUCAGCAUUGUCUCUUUUCCUGGACUCACCUGAUGCAUUCUGGGACCCCAAUGAGCCUGGAAACAGCUUAGCAAAGAACCCCAUGAGUUUUGAUUUAGGCAUCGACAGCCAGCAGUGGAACUCUACCUGGAGGACUGACCUGGCUCUCCUAGAGGAGACCUUCAAUUUAGUGAUGAUAGCAGAGCAUUUCGACGAAUCCCUGAUCCUCCUAGGGAGCCUGCUUAAUCUAAACCUUGAGGAGCUUGCAUAUGUCCGCCUCAACACUCGUCCCCCUCAGGACAUAUUGCCCUUGGAUGAUGAGACUAAAGACCAAAUCAGUGCCUGGAACACUUUGGAUGUGCUGCUGUAUGACUUUUUCCUUCAGCUAUUUUUGGAGAAGGUAGAAAAGUAUGGAUUGGAGAGGCUGAACAGUGAGGUGGCUCUUCUGAGGGCCACCACAAAUCGAAUAAGACGGAUGUGUGUGGCCAGGACAGGAGUGCAUCCCAGGGAACUAGAGGACCUGGUGAAACCUUGGCAGGCUGAUACAGUCACUAUCUUGGGUUAUCAGAUACAGAAGAACUUGACAAGACAGGAGCAGGGAUUCUGUACUCGCCUAGUGCUGCCUGAACUUCAGUACCACGCACAUCUGUAUUUCCAGCAGUAUGGUCGAGAUUUGAGAGCUGUGCCUACAGAAUAA
Molecule: messenger RNA, 2018 nt
Organism: Xyrichtys novacula (pearly razorfish)
Lineage: Eukaryota; Metazoa; Chordata; Actinopteri; Labriformes; Labridae
Source: the annotation of a GenBank genome assembly